ACAAAAUUGAUUUGUAGAGAGAGAGUGGAUGAGCAUUUUUUUUGCUCACCAUUAAAAGUGGUCUAAGAUAAAGGGACAGAGGUAAUAGUAGUGUUGUACUGUUUUGGCUAUUCGUACACUUUAUAGCAGAAAGAGCAUUUUCAUAAGCACUGCUUAUAGCAUAUACCAGUAAAUAAAUUACCAGUGCAAGUCUGCAACAAAGAAACCAUGAUCCCAUUCUCAUCUCUCUUUCUCUCUAUUUACACAGAUUUCAUUUGCUGAAUUGAAAAUUUAGGGUUGUUCAUAGAGUGAUUGAAAGAGGCCAAAAAAAGAGACCGUUUUUUUUUUUUUUUUUUUUUUUUGUGGGUUUUUCGAAUACGAUGCGGCAACUAUGGAGGUUGAAGCUCUGUUGGGAGUAUCUGGGUCAAAAAUGCGAUUUUGCUGCCUUGAUCACUGUGCAGAAACGUAAUGCAGGUCAACUUUUGCGUGGAGAUCUCUUAAACACUUAUUUAAAGAAUGCAGUCGCUGAGAAGAUGACUUUUUUCUGUCAGAGCAAGGGUUCAGAGAUGGAGCCCACUAUUUCUGUUAACGAGACUCUCUUUGUUCGGAAACUCCCUUAUGUGAAUGCAAGGUUUCGGGGAAAUCCGCAGGACAUUCAUGUGGGUGAUGUAGUUGUUUUAAAGGAUCCUUUGAAUUCAAACAAUUAUGUGGUAAGGAGACUGGCUGCUGUCAGCGGAUAUGAAAUGGUCUCCACUAACAAGGAUGACGAGUCUUUUGUUUUAAAAGAUGGGCAGUGCUGGGUCCUUUCUGACAACAAAAAUCUGAAGCCAGAGGAAAGUAAUGAUAGUCGUACAUACGGACCAAUCUCCAUAACAAACAUUGUGGGUAGAGUCAUCUACAGGUUUCAAACAGCCAAAGAUCACAAUAUUGUGGUGAACAGUAAGUACAGUUUGCGGAAUGACCGUUCAGUCCUCUUCGUAGAACUAGAUCCUGCUGAAGUGCAACUCAAUAAUGAUAAAAAUAGUAAGGACUCUCGAACAUGAGAGUUCUAGGUACAGAACUACAGGGUUGCAGCAUAAGGAGUUCAUCUGACUUUGACAAGAUCGGGAUGAUACAAAGGCAGCUAGAGUAAACGGCUCCGAUUUAACUGAAUGUUUUAGCAGCGAGAUUCAGUUUAGUAUUAGUUAUGUGUGGUUUUAGUUUUAGCAUCUUUAAGCAUUGGGUGCUCUGGCUGUUUUAGUAUCAACUCUUUGACAAAGACACAUUGGCUACAAUGGCAUCAUAGCCAAAUGUGCAUUUUGGUAGAUGCGAAAAUUUCAUGGCCCAUUAUUCAGGUAAUUUGUAGGCUAUCUUGCCAUUCAUUAGGAGAGUGGUUUAAGACGGAGUAUAUGUAAUUAGAUUUAUUAAAUUAAUAAGGUGAUUUAUCAAAUUUGAGAGUUUCAUUUUAUUUA
Chenopodium quinoa (quinoa) is the source of this 1430-nucleotide messenger RNA. RefSeq names its product mitochondrial inner membrane protease subunit 1-like. The transcript is spliced from 6 exons. The record is from RefSeq and is a predicted model, not a curated record. Lineage: Eukaryota; Viridiplantae; Streptophyta; Magnoliopsida; Caryophyllales; Amaranthaceae. Gene Ontology annotation, molecular function: serine-type endopeptidase activity. Bases 360 to 1022 code for a protein of 220 amino acids.